UAUUGUCAAUUCUCUGAUACAACCAUGCUUUCUAUCUGUUUUGCUUUCAGCUUACACAUCUGUCCGCUUAAAGUAUUUUUCAGUACAAAAUUUGAUUGAGUGCGUUUUUCAUUGCAUUGUCGCGUAGUUUAUCUUUGCGCUAGGGAAGUUCAAGGGAAAAGUAGAAGUUGAUUAAUAGAGUUAAUAAGUAAAAAUACAUUUAGUAAUGACUCCUCCAAACGCAACGAAACCUCCAACGAAAGAGCACAGUGCCAUAAUUAAAGCAUAUUUACUUAUCUACAAUGCCGUGCAAGUGCUAGGUUGGUCUUACAUUCUAUAUCUGUUGAUAGAUUAUUAUUUACUGCAAUCAUCCGGGCUUAGAGCACAAAUUACUCUAUGGAAUUAUACUCGCAUCGCAGUGAUUAUAUUUCAGAAUGCGGCCUUCCUGGAAAUUCUGCACGCUUCACUCGGUUUUGUUAAAUCUAAUCCAGUGAUUACUGCUUUUCAAGUGUUCAGCCGCAUUAUUGUUGUAGUGGGAGUAAUAAUGGCCACUCCAACUGCUAAAUUAUCACCCGGUCUACCUGCUGCCCUUUUCGCUUGGUCAGUUACUGAGACCAUACGUUAUAGUUAUUAUGCACUUAACAUAAUAAAUUAUGUUCCUCAUUUUAUCACAUUCCUGCGCUACACUACCUUUUACUUUUUAUAUCCUAUAGGAGUUAGUGGUGAGUUGUUGUGUUUCUGGUGGGCACAAAGUUACGCUAAAAGUAAUUCGGUAUGGUCUAUGGAAUUACCAAAUAAAUAUAACGUGACAUUUUCUUAUUACAUAUGUUUAUGGAUAGUCAUGUUAUCCUAUUUACCUCUCUUUCCGAAACUAUAUAUGCAUAUGGUGGCUCAACGCCGUAAAGUGCUAAGUGUCAGUGUUAAUUGUUUAGUGUCUUCGGAUAAAAAAAAAAUAUAAUUAAAAUUUCGUAAAUACUUUUGUUUUUACUCGUGACAGCAAGUCGUAUAAGAAUAAAUUUACAUAAGUAAUCUCUUCUUAAUUAACCUUUGAUCAUAUCAAUAAGUUUUUCCUUUGUAUUCAUUUAAGGGUUUGGUUUAACUAGUAACUAAGUCUAAUUUUGUAAAAAAAGUUUUUUUUUAAAUAAACGGUUAUUGAUAAUUUGAAUAAAUCGAAAUCAUGCUUAUGCAUGUGUUUCAAAAUGAACAUCAAAAAACA
Molecule: messenger RNA, 1195 nt
Organism: Glossina fuscipes
Lineage: Eukaryota; Metazoa; Arthropoda; Insecta; Diptera; Glossinidae
Gene: Hacd1
Product: very-long-chain (3R)-3-hydroxyacyl-CoA dehydratase hpo-8
Exons: 1
Coding region: 206-937 (243 amino acids)
Biological process (GO): sphingolipid biosynthetic process; very long-chain fatty acid biosynthetic process; fatty acid elongation
Cellular component (GO): endoplasmic reticulum membrane
Molecular function (GO): 3-hydroxyacyl-CoA dehydratase activity
Source: RefSeq, a predicted model, not a curated record